Messenger RNA from Thrips palmi, 1764 nucleotides. RefSeq names its product 11-beta-hydroxysteroid dehydrogenase-like 6. Bases 55 to 1611 code for a protein of 518 amino acids. The transcript is spliced from 11 exons. Lineage: Eukaryota; Metazoa; Arthropoda; Insecta; Thysanoptera; Thripidae. The record is from RefSeq and is a predicted model, not a curated record.
CGAACCGGCCCGACGCCCGGCAUCGCACACACACCCGUCAGUAGCGAGACAGCCAUGGAGCGCUUCGCAGGCCGAGUGGCCGUGGUGACCGGGGCCAGCUCCGGCAUCGGGGCCUGCAUCGCCUCGGACCUCGCCAAGGCGGGCAUGGUGGUCGUCGGGGUGGCGAGGAGGAAGGACCGGCUGCAGGACCUGGCCGCGUCGCUGAAGGCGUGUGGCGCGACGGGCCGCCUGGAGGCGGUGCAGGCCGACCUGUCCAGCGUGGAGGAGGUGCGGAGGGUGUUCCAGUGGGUGGAGGACAACCUGGGCGCCGUCUCCGUGCUCGUCAACAACGCCGCCAUCCUCCUGCAGAAACCCAUUCAAGAUUUGGACGCGACGGACAUCCAGAGCCUCGUCACCACCAACGUGACCACGGUCUUGAUCGGCUGCAAGGAGGCCAUCAACAGCAUGAAGAAGCAUGACAUCAAGGACGGGCACAUCAUCACCAUCAACAGUGUGGCAGGUCACGUGGUCAUCAACAACCCGCUCGUCUCGGUGUCCGCCUACACGACCAGCAAGCACGCCAUCACCGCCCUAUGCAAAAGCCUGCGCUUCGACGUGCAGCGGAUCCCCGGUUUCAAGAUCCGAGUCACGAGCCUGAGCCCCGGCACCGUGAGCACGGACAUGGUCCCCGCGGAGUUCCAGGCGGUCCUGCCCCCGGACAUGCUGCUCCGCGCCGCCGACGUGUCCAACGCCGUGCUGUACGCCCUGUCCUGCCCCGCCGCGGUCGAAAUCACGGAGCUCACCAUCCAGCCGACCGGAGAGGCACUUGAGCCAACUGCGGAGUGGCAGUCAGUAGGCAGACGGCACUUCCUCGCCAUGGAGCGCUUCGCAGGCCGAGUGGCCGUGGUGACCGGGGCCAGCUCCGGCAUCGGGGCCUGCAUCGCCUCGGACCUCGCCAAGGCGGGCAUGGUGGUCGUCGGGGUGGCGAGGAGGAAGGACCGGCUGCAGGACCUGGCCGCGUCGCUGAAGGCGUGUGGCGCGACGGGCCGCCUGGAGGCGGUGCAGGCCGACCUGUCCAGCGUGGAGGAGGUGCGGAGGGUGUUCCAGUGGGUGGAGGACAACCUGGGCGGCGUCUCCGUGCUCGUCAACAACGCCGCCAUCGCCAUUCAGAAAUCCGUCCAAGACAUGGAUUUGGCAGAUAUACAGAGUAUAGUCGCCACCAACGUGACUUCAGUGACGGUCGGCUGCAAGGAGGCCAUCGAAAGCAUGAAGAAGCACGGCAUCAAGGACGGGCACAUUAUCAACAUCAACAGUGUGGCGGGGCACGUGGUCAUCAACACCCCCCACCUGUCCAUCUCCCUCUACUCGGCCACCAAGCACGCCAUCACCGCCCUGUGCAAAGGCUUGCGCUUCGACGUGCAGCGCAUCGCCGGCUUCAAGAUCCGAGUGACCAGCCUCAGUCCCGGAGCUGUGGACACCGACAUGGUGCCCGAAGAGUUCGCGAAGACCUUGCCUCCGGACAUGUUACUCAGGCCGGCAGACAUUUCAAACGGUGUCUUGUACGCUCUGUCGUGCCCCAGCUCAGUGGAGAUCACCGAGCUCACCAUUCAGCCGACCGGUGAGGCGUUUUAGGCGAGGCGACCGAAAGAUCUUUUUCUUUGGCAGCCAAAGGUUUCCUCACGAUUGAUAACAAGUGCGUUGAACUUUCCCUUUACUCCCUCGGCAAAUGAUGUUAUCUGCAAACCUUCGUUGUUGUGUCAAUAAAUGAAUACUUCAGAAACCUCA